GGAAGCGAGACGUUCGAAUAGGUAGUAGGAGGACAAACGGUUCAGUAGAGAGUCGGACGUCCGCCGUGGUACGUCGUUCUGCUUUGUUUCUCGCGUUUCUUUCUCUCUCUCUCUCUCUUUCUCUCUACGCACACAUACAUUCUCUCUCUCUCUUUCUCUCUCUUUCUCUCUUUUUCUCUCUUUCUUUUUCUCUCAUUUCUUAUUAAUUUUCGAUUACGUGAAAAUCAUUUCCUAUUCUCUCGCACACGUACGAACAUUAUUCGUUAUUACUCGUCAAGAAGAAAAGGAUCAAAUUUUUGGACCAAUAUUUGCGUGCUUAUAUAUGCGUAUGCGUAUUCUGCGUGCAUGUGUGUGUCGUGUCGUUCGAGAAUGUGAAAAAGAAAGAACAAAAAUCGAGUUCGUUAUUCUUCGAUUCGUGGAAUGUGAACGAGAAGAAGUGACAUUAUUAUUUUGCCAGGGAUGAAGAGGAAGAGGCUUAGGAAAGAAAGAAAGAAAGAAAUACAAGUAGAAGAGAACAAUAAGUGAAAUAUUUAGGAAAGUAAAUCGAUCGAAACAUUUUAACGUCGUAUUUAACGUUAUUUAACGUCGUAGGAAAUCAAAUUGCGUCGUUUAGAAUAGUUGGCUUAAUGAAUCUUGUUCGGUUACACGCGAUAAAUAAAUAAAUGUGUGUAAACGAUCGAUCGAUGACAUUCCCAGAGGUCAAUGGCCCUUUGCGAAGAAGAUGAAGGACGAUAGGUGAAUUAGUCGAUAAGCUAUUAUAUUUCUUAUACUCUGCGAUACGAAACAAUAAUUAAAUGUGUAAAUAUUUCUUUACACGUACGUAAAGUAGUAACACAGACGACAUUGUAACGCGUACGAGAGAUACACAGUUUGUGCGUGAUCAAGGUGUCGUGUGAAUUUUUGAUCGACUGUAUACUUGUAUGUACGUUGUACGUAUAUACGUAGUUUUCCGUGUGUCGCGUCGCGUCGUAGUAUAUAUCUCUUUCUCUUCUUCAUUUCUUUUCUCGUUAACACACAGACAAAAUCGUUCGGUCUUUUAAGAUGCAGGAUGCACACGAGCGAGAAUGGCGUAAGGCACAGCAUUUAAAAUCGUUGUAUCUCAUGGAAAAGGAAAGGAAAGGAAGAAUUUAAAAUUUAUUUAUACAUUUGUCGCUCGUUAGAAUUUUUAUUUUAUUUUGUUCCGUUUCUUUCUUUCUGUCAUCUAUUUAUUUUGUUUUAUUUUAUUUUAUUUCUUUUUCUUCAAUUUUUCUUCGCGUUCGUUCAUAUCCAACGUUUAUUUACAUCCCUCGUUCUCUUCGUUCGCUUGUGAUUUUUUUUGUCCAGCUUAUGACUCGUAUUUAACGAUCGUACACUACGCGUACGUUACCAUUUUAUUCUUAUUCUUAUUACUAUUAUCAUUAUUGCCGUUAUUAUUAUUAUUAUUAUGAUUAUGAUUAUGUCGCGAGAAAAUUCGUUAAUUGAAUCGUAAGUUAAUGGUAUUCACGUAUAAAUGGAUUGUAAGUUGCGAUUAAUAAAUCCUCUUUGCUUAGAGAAUAUUACAAAACGUUUUAAGCUCGAAUCAUAAAAGGAAGAAAAAGAAAUACACACACGUAGGUACGCAAGCGCGUAUAUCAUACACGUAUUUUCGCACACGUACACGAGCGAACAAGAAAAACACGACGAUCAUAAACGUACGAACACAAGAUUAAUUAAAUCUUGCCAGUGUAAAUGCGUAGAUCGUGCUAACGUGAUCCACGAUCCGCGACGCUUACGUAACCAAGACGAAGCUCGUUUCAUCCGGAAGUAGGAGGACCACUUGGAGCGUGAACUCGGAAACGAUCGAUUUUCUUCUCCUAACUUUACUUUUCCAAUUGGACAACAAACGAAACAUUCGAUCGUAAAUGUGAUCUUUCGAAAACGAAAAAAAAAAGGAAAAGAAAAGAUUCGAAGAAAAGAAAGAGAAAAAGAAGAAGAAGAAGAAAGAAGAAAAAAAAGUUUUAGACGAAGAUUUAGUUUGGUCCGAUCGAAUUCUGAUACGAUCGAUCGAUCGAUCGAUUGAUUAAUAUCUUAUUUUUUUCCUGUUCUUUCUCGAUGUUAUUACGAAAAAGGAAAUCCACGAAGCAAGAAGUCCGGAUAUGUGCGAACUGAUGGCGGCUACCCGGUGACCGAGAAACGCGAUUGCAACGCGUGCAACGAACGAAUCGAGAAAACGCUUGAAGAAAUAAAGAGAGAGAGGGAUAGAUAGAUGGAUAGAUGGAUGGAUGGAUAGAUAGAUAGAUACAUAGAUAAAUAGAUAUAUAUAGCUAGAUAGAUAGAUAGGGAUAGUUGUAGAGAUAGAGAGAAGAGAGAAGAGAGAGAGAGAAAGGGAAAAAAGAAGGAAAAAAAAGGUGGGCGAACGAUAAGAGGAACAACGUGUGAAAAAUGGCUUUAAUAACUCCAAGAAACAGCUCUCCAGUUGUACGCGACAAGGAGAAUAUUCCGGCCUACGACAUAAAGCUUGAACGAGUGUUGGGUGUAACCGUAUCAAGCAAUGCAGCUCUGGAUUGCGACGCUACGAGCGAGUUGGUCGCCUAUCCUGCCGGGUGUACCGUCGUACUCUUCAAUCCUCGAAGGAAUACGCAAGCGCACGUGCUCAAUGCUUGCCGGAAGACCGUGACUUCUUUGGCUCUUGCUGGAGACGGAAGACUUUUGGCUACUGGCGAAUGCGGACACAUGCCGAAUGUUCGGGUCUGGGAUAUAUCCGAUCCACACAAUGCGGUACAAAUUGCCGAAUUUUCCGGGCACAAGUAUGGCAUCAAUUGUGUGGCUUUCUCGCCGAGCAAUAAGUACGUGGUUUCGGUCGGUUCUCAACACGACAUGAUAGUAAACGUUUGGGAUUGGAAAAAUAACGUCAAGGUUGCGUCUAACAAAGUCUCGAGCAAAGUCAAGGCAGUAUGUUUCGCUGAAAAUGGUAAUUAUUUCGUCACCGUAGGCAACCGACACGUGAAGUUUUGGUACCUGGAAUAUUCGCGUAGUGCCAAGUACAAGGAACCCGUGCCUUUGAUGGGCCGAUCAGCUAUAUUAGGUGUACAACGAAACAACGAUUUCGUCGAUGUGGCCUGCGGCAGAGGAGAAAUGGCGGAUUCGACGUACGCCAUCACAAAAACCGGUCUCCUAUGCGAAUUCAAUAAUCGAAGGCUCUUGGACAAGUGGGUCGAGCUUCGGACGAGCAGCGCGAAUUGUAUGGCGGUUGGCGAUAAAUAUAUUUUUAUUGGUUGUGCCGAGGGUAUCGUUAGGUGUUUCAGUCCCAAUACGCUGCAGUUUAUUACGACUUUACCCAGAACACAUUAUUUAGGAGUUGACGUAGCCCAGGGAUUAUCCAUAAGUCAUAUGUCUCAGCACCCAGCUAACGCAAGGUAUCCAGAUGCUAUAGCGUUAGCUUUCGAUGAACGUAACAAUAAAUUAACGUGCGUCUACAACGAUCAUAGUAUUUAUGUGUGGGACGUAAGGGACAUAAGGAGGGUCGGUAAAUCGCAUUCUUUUCUCUAUCAUUCCGCAUGCAUAUGGGGUGUUGAGAUGUAUCCAACAGGAACGGACUCCAUUGGAUCUAUGCCGGCCGGUAGUUUUAUCACUUGUUCCAGCGACGACACCAUUCGUGUUUGGAAUCUCGAGAAAGAUGUAUUCUCGAACGAUACAUUGUACAAAAGGAACAUAUAUAGUAGCGAAUUAUUAAAAGUCCUUUACGUGGAUCCAGAAUUAACGUAUCUUAAGGAUUUGGAUUUAGCUGCCGCUGGAUCGACCGAAAAGAGCGAUGCUUCUUACGACGGUCGUAAUGGCGUAAGAUCGAUAAGGGUCAGUCCUGAUGGGAAACAUCUUGCGUCUGGCGAUAGAUCAGGAAAUAUACGUAUCCAUGACGUUUCCACCCUGGAAGAAUUGUGUUUAAUAGAGGCUCACGACGCGGAAGUACUUUGUCUCGAGUAUUCAAGGUUUUCGCAAUAUUCCGUAGAAACACCAAGACUUUUGGCAAGUGCUUCGAGGGACCGACUAAUUCACGUAUUCAGUGUCGAUCAGGAUUAUAAUUUUUCACAAACCUUGGACGAUCAUAGCUCCUCGAUUACCGCCGUGAGAUUUUUUAAUCAAACUAAUCAAAGUAAUCAGUUACAAAUGGUGUCUUGCGGAGCCGACAAGAGUAUCAUCUUUAGACAAUUACAAUCCACACCAGGCGGAAUGCCACAAUUUGCCAGAGGUCAUAACGCUCAGGGAAAGACAACGUUAUAUGAUAUGGAAGUGGAUUCUGGACAAAAACAUGUUUUAACUGCCUGCCAAGAUAGAAAUAUUAGGGUUUAUAAUGUAACUACCGGGAAGCACAGUAAAACGUUCAAAGGAUCCGUCGGCGAAGAUGGAUCCCUCAUUAAAGUCGUCUUAGAUUCGUCAGGAAUUUACGUAGCUACCUCAUGUACAGACAAGACGUUAUGUGUUUACGAUUAUUAUAGUGGUGAAUGUAUGGCAACCAUGCUAGGUCAUUCAGAAUUGGUGACGGGACUACGUUUUAGCUCGGACUGUCGUCACCUCGUUUCUGCGAGUGGUGAUGGUUGCAUAUUUGUUUGGCGUGUGCCUCACGAUAUGGUCGUGACGAUGCAAGCGCGACUCGCUCAACAGGCAAUGCGUGCUGGAAAAAGGCCACCACAGGUCAAUGGCAGUGGAAUUGAAAUACAGUUAGAUAAUGAAACGUUUGGAUCACCACCACCAGAAUUUCUCGAUCCAAACGCAAAUCCUACUCCCCAAAAUGUUGGUGUAGAUUAUAGAUUCAGCGUUGGGCAAUUGCCUCUUUGGGCGAAGAAACAAAUUAAUACGACGACCGUCGAAGAAACAACGACGGUUGGAUCGACCGUUCGACCACUUAGCGUAGAUUUACCGAAAGGAAGAUGGGCUCAAAGGGUACAACAAGGAGAUGGUAUUACCGUCAAAUCCGUUUAUGAUAGCGACGAAGUCAUACCCUUUCCUCCUCCUCGUGGAAGCGUUGAUUCUGAUGGAGGUGGGGGAGGUGGUGGUUCCAAGGACAGUUCUAUCGAUAGCGGUACCGAAACCAAAUGCAGUAGCGAUUAUCGUCGUGAUACUAUCAUUCUCAAAAGGGAAGAAGAAGAGAAUGUAUUCCAACCAUGUCCAGAUAGUUACAGAGAACUAACAAAUGAAACAAAACAGGUGAUCGGUGGUAACGUGACGAUUACUAGAGGUAACAAUAUCACGGAAGUGACACGUCAAUCAAGAAGUCGUCAUCACACUGAUGAUAGCAGUCUUGGGAGUUUUAAAUUUGAGGAUCAUGAAAGUACGGAACAUGAUGGUGACGUAGAAGAUUAUUCCGAGGGAGAAAAUGGUACGACUGGUUCAGAGAAAUCUCAUCACAGAUUAAUGUAUUAUCCGCCACAAGAGGAUACUGUAUCGAAUCAGUUUACAGUAAACGCUAUGGACGUUGAAGAACUUCGAAGAUCUCAAAGGCGGCAGAAAAAGCCGAGAAAUACAGAAAGUGGACGAACAAGCGAAUUAACUGCAUCCGGUAGCCAAGAUGAUUCCGAUUCGGAAGGUGGAGCAUCAACGCCAAGUGCCGAAAGAAAUCCUUUGUCAAUGUUAUCAGAAGCAAGCUCGGAGGGUUUCGAUCAAAUAACGAAACAAAGUCAUCGCGAGAAAUAUUUAAAAAAUGCAUUCGAGUCGCUUAGCGGUGCCGAAGAACCUACAAAUCGUGUAAAAACGACCAGUAUUAGUUCUCAGUUUCAUGGAAGGGUAAAUAAUGGUACAGAAAAUAAUAAUAGCAACAAAGUACGUAACGCAGCGGUAGUAAAUGCAACGAAACAUGCAAGAGGUGACGCGGAUAUUGUUAAAAAACGAGAGGAAUUACAAAGAAGAAUAGAAGAGACCAGAAGAAAGCUGCAAAGUGUCGGGUACAGGUCAUCUUUGAAAAGCAGCCAGAGCAUUUCUGAUUUAAGCAGCCAUAUACCAGAGAAACAUCAUCGUUCAAGUAGACUUAACACAGGUAACAAAUUGGGUGAACAAAACAAAUUUUCAAAGCCAAUUAAUCCUUGCAAACCUAUGCCAAAUCCAAAACCCGCGUUUAAACCGCAACAACUCAUUAACAAAGUCCAAGGUGUGGGGAAUGCUUUAUCUAAAUCAGAUACGUCAAACGAACAGAGCAGCUUAAACGAUAAUAAUAAAACAACAUCGUGUGUAAGUGAAAAGACAAUACCAUCUCUUAACCGUCCACUAACACUUACGUUAAAGAAAACUGAAAAGUAUAAGCUGUCAUUGAAUAAGGCCAAUCAAUCAUUACCCGAAUCUCCUGUAUGCGAGGAAUUAAAACUGUUGAAAGAACAUUGUAAGAAAAACGUUAGCCGUUUCGCAAGAUUCGCACAAAAGAGAAGAUCCUGUAGUUAUUUUAUCGGUCUCGACGAUAACGAUGAGGAAAUGGAAAAUCUGGCAAAAUCGUUUGAGAGCUUGCCCGCCAUGAACGAACGUAAUAUCGAGAAUUUGAAGCAAACGAUUGACGACGGUGACGAUGGUAAUGGAAAUUUCAGUGAUGAUUCAUUAGAAGGCGAUUUCAAAAAUCCACCGCGACGUUGCGUUAGUGAUUAUCAAAUCAACAUACAUAUGGAUAGUAGUCAUAUAGAGAAUAAAGGUUAUCCGAAUUAUCAGACUUAUCAAAGGAGAAUUUUAACUGGUUCUCAAGAAAGUAUAUUGUCGGAUGGUUCGGUCGAAUCAUUUUCGAAAGGUAGCGCCGAAAUAUUGGAUUGCAAUAACUACGAUCACGACAGACACUCCAGUGCAAGUUUUUUCUUAUCGAAACGUAAAACACAAGUUGGAAGAAGUCAGGAGAGCAUAUUAACCGACGAAUCGGAUUAUCAAAUGUUUCCAUUACAGAAGAACGUUGAUCAUAGAAGUACGGAAAGCGUUUUAACGGACGACUCGGAUUCGUUGGUAAAGUCGGCACCGUUAGAAAUGUUAUUUGAUUCUCAUUACAAAAGGAAACGGCAAAACUCUGAAACUUACAGUGGAAAUCCGAACAACGAAAUGGAAACGACGAACAAUACUCAGACAUCGACGGACGAUACCACUUUAUGUAGGACUGUAUUUAGAUCAAAGUCCCUUCAAGAUACAAGAAUGUGUAAAGCUAAAAAUGAUAUUAACUUCAGCGAGGAUAACGCACAACCAGCUGCGUGUAUCUAUUAUGAAUUCAGUUUUGACAAUGAUAACGAGAAAAAUGCUGACAUUAGAAUAAUGGCGAACUCCGAUGCGAUGUCAAGAAGCAACAGUUUAAAGGUACCGAAAGAGCCACAUUCUAUGCUGAUAUUAAACGACUUCGUGGCACAUAAACCACCUAAACCAAAGAGAAAUUCAUCGCGAACCCAAAGUAUGCGUAACAGGGCAAGACCGGCAUGGAAUAAAUAUAACGUGGACUCGUCGUCGCAAUCGACGAUGCAAAAUAUCGAACCCAUUAAUUAUUCUGCGACUUUACCUGCGAACUUAUCUCAUUUAAGUUAUAAAACGAGGAACGACGCAACGGACUCUAAACAAAAUAGAAAGGACGUCGACGCUAAUUCAAAAAGAUUCGAAGAAUUUUUACAAUCCGCCAAAUAUUCGUUGCAAACGACGAACGACGAAGCGAACGAAAGAAAUAUAUUUUUCAAUCAACAGACUCGUUUAUCGGAUAAGAAGGUUAACAUAGCAGGAAUACCGCCGUACGAUCCUGAAAAUACAUUAGAGAGAUACACACGACAAAAUGUUAAUGAAUCUUCUCGUAUAAUGUCCAACGAGGAAGAAGAAGAUGCUAGUCACGAAAGGGACAACAUAUGUUCCUUUGAAAAUCAAAUACCAACGAAGGAUACUAUGGAAACUUAUGACUCUUUAGAACCGAACGUUACAUCCUCAUCCGAUUUACAUGGAACCCAACUCCAAUCGAAUAAUUCGAAUUUACAAUCUACGAACGCGCGUAUUGAUAAUUUGGAUGCGAGCGUUGACGUUAGAAUCACACGUGCUAUAGAAGGAACCGUUAAGUUAUUAUCCAAAGAGUUUGAGAAUUUAGUUAGAAGGGAGCAAUACUUCAUGAAGGAAAAAUGUUUGCGUUUAACUCAUUGUCCAGAGACAAGCGAAAACUUUGCCAAGCUUGAGGCGGAACGUGAUAGUAGAUAUUGCACCAUCAGACGUGACAUACGUAUUCAUUCUGGUGGAGAGGAUAGCGAUUGCGCUGAUAUAUCGACGAUGGAUAAAUCAUUGAUGGAAAGUGGUUCGUCUACGUCCGCAUCGAGUUGUACGAAUUCACCUAAACGGAUGUGGCCACCUGCUUCGCGAUGUCAGAGUCAUAUGAAGUGGACAAAAACUUUACCCACUAUAAAUCAAGCAACUAUUCCCACGAAACAUCUUUAUGCAGUUGGCAGUAAUGGGGGGCGAAUCUCGUCAAAAGUUAUUGACAGUGAAGAAGAGGGGAGUGGCAUGAGACGUGCCUGUUCAUUAAGUGAUCUUUCUGUCAGCCCAUCAAAUAGAUUACUGCAUGGUCCUGUACAAGUUUCAGGGAAAGUAAAUACUAAAAGUACCAGUGCGUCGUCAAGGGGUAAUUCUGGGAACAUAAAUAUUGGUAAUCAAUCGAGACAUUCAACAACGAAAAAUCAUUCAAAUCACAUGACAAGAAGUAGUAGCGUCGGUGUAUUAAAUCAGAGUGAUUCAGAAUCUGAUGCUGGUGUAUCAGUAGGAGGAAGAGGAUGGAACAAUCAAUCUGGAAAUAAUAGAAUGAGCGGUUUAAUGAGGCCAACGAUUAGUUCGCAAAAUAAGAUCAAUCAUCAGAUCAAAUCGAAUUCCUCAUCCAGUAAUAAUCUUCCUUCUAUUUUGAGGCGACGUGGUAUGCAGGGAGCUUACUCUAGCGUAAAUCUAAGUCAAGUUGGUAAUCAAGAAGAUUCAAGUUCUGAAGAUACUUCAUCUAAUGGAAAUGGUGUCAAACCAGCUCUACCUCCAAGGCCUAGAAGUAUCAGUAUCGAUCAUUCCUCAGCCAGUUUAUGCCUUCCUGGUACUGCCGUUAGAAGAUCUGGAUCGUCCGGUCUUAUAACAAAUGGUCGAGGCAGUGGAAACAUAAUUGGUCAAAGUGGUGCAAGGUUAUCAGUACCAAACAGAAAUCAAUUAGAACCUAGCCCUCAAGAAUUACCUGUUAAAGAUACAGACCGUGCCAUUGAUGUAGCCAGUGCCGAAUUAGGCACGGAUAAAGCAUUAGUGUCAACUCAACUAUGCAAUACAAUUGCGGAUGAGCUUACGCGAACAGCAGAUAACGUUGUACAACUGUACAAACGUUUAACAAUAGACAAUGAGGAUGAUCCAUCAAGAACAACCAUCGAUAGGGAUACAAUGUUACGUGGUCUUGAAUCUUCUGUCAAUGAAACAAUGCGUACAUUACGACUAGUUGUGGCAGGCGUUGAAAAUCAUAACGAUGAAACUAGUAAUAAUGUUGCUCCGAACGAAGUAACCGCGAAGUUUCAAGAAUUACUUGCAGGCCAAGAUCAAGGCAAGGUAGUGAACAUGAUGCAACAGUACUCGGAAUUAUUAUUAAAUAUGAUGCAACAAAGGAUGGGAGGAACACAAUCGAGCCAUACAUAAAAGAAGAAAACAAGAAAAUCCGUCCAUCUGAUGAUAAUUGAUUAAUGCAAAUGGAUAUCGUAUUCAUGUUCGAAGCACGUACGUUUGUGAUGAGUGAAUAAGUAUUUUCUCGGCGAUAAUAAUACUAAUACUAAUACUAAUAAUAAUAAUAAUAAUAGUAAUGAUAAUGAUAAUAAUAUUAGAUCACAUUCCUAAGUGCAGGAUAUGAAUAUUUUUCUGGAGGGAAGGAAAAAAGAUAUAAGAAAGGAAAAAGAAAAUGAAAAUAAUAAAUAAAAGAGAGGGACUUCGGUAUUUGAGUUGCCAAGAUCCUAAGUGCAUAUCGUAAGCACGCAUAUGUUCCUUUUCCAUUUGUCAUAGUACAUUGCAUUCUUUGUGAGUACUUUUUGAAUGAAUUUAAUAUAGACUUAGUUCUUAAAAAGCAGAUUGAACUGUCAGCAAUGCAGCCUUGGGACUUGAUAGGAAUUAAAACUGCUGAACAGUGUCGUUAGAAAAAAGAAGAAGAAAAAGAAAAAGAAAAAAAAAAGAAAGAAAAAGGGAAAAAGAACUUCAUAGCACAAAAUAUAUUAUUUUUGACUAAUUCUUAAGCACUAUAAUGGGUCGCAUUUGGAGAUGAGGAAAUCUUCAACGUCGUUCAAUAUAGUACUUGUUAUUGAUCAAGAUAAUUUGAUGAUGAAUAUGCUGAGGAAGCAACGUGUGAAAAUAACCGGAUAAACUCCAAGAAAUAUCAUAUGGUAUAACUUCAGGACAUUUAUUUAUCCUAUUUAUAAAAUCAAAUGUGUCGAAUUUGUGCGUAUUUUAUCUUGAGGCCAUAUGCCGGGAAAUGCCAAUUAACUAAAGACUAUUAGUAUAGUACCCACAAACAUACAUAUAUGUAUAUUUAUCAAAUAUUGAAUGGUAUUAUAACGUAUUAUUAGUAUUCUUGUUAUGUAACCAAAGGGGUUGUCUGUACCUAUGGUAAAAAGGGAAAUUCUUUUCCCCUCCUAAAUGUUUAAAAAGCUUUUAGACAGUCCAUUAAUAAAAAGUAUACAGUAUAUAAA
Messenger RNA from Vespula vulgaris, 10622 nucleotides. RefSeq names its product mitogen-activated protein kinase-binding protein 1 (gene Wdr62). Gene Ontology annotation, cellular component: mitotic spindle. Gene Ontology annotation, molecular function: protein binding. The transcript is spliced from 25 exons. The record is from RefSeq and is a predicted model, not a curated record. Gene Ontology annotation, biological process: regulation of mitotic cell cycle; mitotic spindle organization. Lineage: Eukaryota; Metazoa; Arthropoda; Insecta; Hymenoptera; Vespidae. The coding region runs from base 2401 to 9585 and encodes 2394 amino acids.